AUGAUAAAUAAAUCGGAUUUGGGUAUACAAUAUCCCGAAAACAAUUUCGGGAUAGGUGAUUACAAAACGGGAAUGUAUAGAACGACGGAAGGAUUUGAAGAAUUGAAGGCGGCUAUAGAGAGUCAAACCGAGAAUUUAUUGAACAGAAGAAUAUUGAGGCUGCAAUCCAGUGGGAGCUUUUUUCCGAAUAGGAAGUAG
Debaryomyces tyrocola is the source of this 198-nucleotide messenger RNA. NCBI's taxonomy places the organism in Eukaryota, Fungi, Ascomycota, Pichiomycetes, Serinales, Debaryomycetaceae. The record is from the annotation of a GenBank genome assembly.